AUGCCUAUCCGUCGUCCUUCUGCUUCAGCAGGACACGCAAAUCCACCAACAAACUUGCCAAAGUCGCACAGGAGCAACGAUUCCCAUCAUGCUUUCGUGGGUCCAUCACAACCACCUUCAAUAGCGUAUUCAGCCGCGUCUGCAACACCGCAACAGAAAAUCGUACAGGCCUUGAUAAACAGAAUAAAGAACAAGCUCCCAUGCAACUCCGGGCUUGCCUUAGACAUUGUAGAGUCAGACGGCGCGACACAAAGAGCAGUUGAGGCUUUGGUAGAACUUGCGCAUGAUUCUUUGGAUAUCAUAUCAUGGUCGCUGAGCGAGUUACUCGAAAGACUGGCAAAGCAAACUGAUGCAGAUGGACACUUGACCGUAGAAGUGCUGCAAUCUCAACUGUUCAUAUUAAAAAUAUUGUCGGUAUCCAUGGCGUCGCGGUGGAAUUUACGUCAAGACGACAACCCUCGAUCGAGUUCUCGUGCAAGUAAAGGAGGAUCAAGUCACACAGCAAUUGAAGCUCCUGUGCCUCUCAUGUAUGCGAAUAAUAACCAAAGUAAAAGGAGUAGGCAGGCUCCAUCAGAAUACUCGUGCUCUACGCCGCCGCCAUGGGCUGAACCAUUCCCUUUGGACGACAAUUGUGCACGAUAUAUACUUAGUGUUAUGGUCUUGUACCUCCGCCAGACAGCGCCGCCUGAAAGCAGGCUCAUGUCUUCUUCAAAUCUGGCUCCUGAUGCAUCUUUACACGACUUCGAGUCAGUGGACUUGCCAACCACAUCUAGGGCAUUUGACGAGUAUACUGGCAUGAGGGGGCCACCACUACCAGCUCAUAUCUCCGAGGCACCAAAACCAGUGCUCAGACUAAAGAGUUCCACCUCGUCUUUCCAGUCCGCAUCUGCGAGCAUGAAUCCGGGAUUCCCAGGGUUGGGUCGCACGUUCCAAUUUGAGAAAACUCACAUGACGUUGGUCAAGUCGACGCUCUCGUUAAAUGUUCUUAUUGGUAAGUUCGCAGGACGAAUUGUAUAUCAUCUAUCUGCGUCCAAUUGGAUGGUGGUCUUCUAUCGCAUACGGACGAAGAUACAUUUUCUGGCGAACACGGCGGAAGAUAAUCCGGAUACAAUCGAUCUCUUACUCAUGACGCAUAGUGCCUUGGAUAGGACAAGGCUAGUACAAGUUUUACACGAACUAUCGUCCUUGCUCGUGAAUAUGAAGAGAGAAGCUCAGGCGGCAGUAGCAAUGCCCCUGCGAGUGGGAAUGUGGAACUGGGUCGAUUUGUUUCCCCAGGAGUUCAAUGACGCCAUGCGGUCCAGAGGAAGGCUUGAAGGUGCCCCAGAACGCGUUUUCGACUUGUUGUAUGCGGCAAACGUGCCUGGCAUGGAACGAGCGAUAUGGCCAACUCUGACAAUUUUGAAUUGUCUGUCCUCUGAGCGUAUGACCGCAGAUCUUCAAGACGCUCGAUUUGUGGAAGACCUUGUUAAACAUGCAAAUAACGGCUCCAAAUUAACAGAUGUGUCAUUUGUCUGUGCAAUCGAUAUAUGCAGGGCAGGGUACCGCCUUUCUCCUGAAGGGGAUCUGCCGCUCAGAGCUCUUGCUGCGGAUAUCGCCCAUGAAGUCAAGGUCUCAUUGUUGAAGAGUGCAAAGCAGAGGCCUUUUUGGGAUUCUUAUGAAGAAAUUGAUGUAGCGACAUACGCUGAGGCCUUGGCAGCGACCUUUAGGUUUUUAUCGGAAGAAGAGUCCAUCCCCAUCUUUCUCGCGAGCCUCGAGCCCGAACGUUCAGAUGCUGUAAAGAUUUGCGCCGUUAAGGCUGCAACCACUUUGACAACAGAGGCUUCUCGUUUACCUUGGCAGCCAUCUUUGGAGCGUCUCCAGGCGUCCAUCGCCAACCGACUGCGUGCCAUAUACAAGACAUCUUCUUUGCGGCGUAGUGAAAUUGAUCAGUACGGCAACGUCAAGCGGGCAGCCGCUCGACCAAAGGCCAAGCGUUUCACAUCAGAGACACUGGUGGAAAAAGACCUCCUGUUGCUGGCCAUUUUGACUUUAUGGCGCGCCGAUCCCAACUAUUAUAUAACGCAUAUAGGACAAGCAGAGAUUGACGACUUGAUGCCGGCUGCUGCGAAAAUAUGGGAGUCGCCAGUGGAUACGGCUGUAAAAAUAUCGGCAGCGACCUCUUUCCAGCAUAUGACAGACAUUUUCUUCAAAAUGCAUCCCACAGACGCUUUUUACGACACGAUCCAGGCUUGGUUGAAGAGUUCUAUCGCGUCUACUCUUACCAGCACUGUGAAGAAAUUGUUACUGAGUAGGAUAGAGCCAGAGGCUCAACGGUUGUGGAUCAGUAUUGCCCACGAAAUUAUUGAGACUUAUCAUCGAAAGAGCGAGGGAGACCAUGCUCGAGGUCUACAGCUUAGUGAGGAUCGAGUUUCGGCAUUUGCCAUGGCGGAAAUUGCUUUCCUCGUGUCAUUGACGUCCACAAGCAACGAUGUAUCGCAACUAGCAGCUCAGAGUCUACGCCUUAUUGCUCAAGCUGAACGCCAACCUGGCGCCCCUGUGAAUCGCGGUUUAACGGAAGAAGAUCGAUCUAAGCGUAACCCCAUAUAUGAACAAUUAGGCGACCCAAGUGUUGUCGUUGUUGGACGCGUUGGACAGCAGAGGCGCGUGAGAAAGCUGCUUCGUCUAGUGUCGUAUCCUUCUCCAAUCAACGUUGCUGUGUGGCAAGAAUGCUACUUCAGAUGGAGUGCCCUCUCAGAAUUUGUGGUUCAAUCUCCCAUAGCCGCUAUCGCAGCUUCAAAUGAUGCUCACCUUAGCCCAGACGAGAAAAACAUUUCGCAAGAGGAAAAAUUCUAUCAGUGGCGAAAUUUAACACUCUUCUUGGCUGCUUUCGGUGGUGCAUGCGUGCAAGAGGAGCACGACGUAUCUUCUUUGACAUCUGUCAUACCUCCCGAGUUCCUUCCAGAUGAGAUGCGUGCACUGCCAGAUCCCAGUUAUCUGGUCACCUCUUUCAUAGAGUUCCUCACGAAUGAGCUUAUUGACGAUGACCUCCGCAUUCGUGAAGUGGCUAGAGAGGCCCUUGGAUCCGAGCUGAGUCCACGUCUCUUCGCCAAAUUAUUCAAGCACCUGGACGAAAUCACUCGCAAUAUUACUGAAGGAGCCGGCUUAGAGUUCAAGGAAGAGUACAGCUUGUUUUUGGACCAGUUGAUCUCUGUUCUGAAAUCGCUAGUGGAUAACGCUCAAAUGCCCCCUGAUGAAGCGCUUAGCAUCGAUCUCGGUUCUAUUCUGCAUGUACUUGUCGGAUUCAUCUCCCGAUUCCAUGACCCGGCAUCUUAUCGCAUACGGAUUAAAUUUUGCGCCCUGUGCGAUAGCAUAUGUGACCGAACUGAUACUUUGACUUUGCGUAAAGAUGAUCUUGCAAGAAAUCGUAUUCUGGACAUAGUCAUGGAGUGGCUCCAGGAUCCAGCAACCAUACAAUUCGAUCUAAACCUGGCGUCUCUGCGAACUGCUGUUAAACUUCUUGAUCACUUGAAGUUGCAACCUAUAGACAGCAGCGCAAAUGAAUCCGACGAUACAGGACAUGCAGUCUCGCGCCUAUUCAUACGUUAUUCACACAUAUUGAUGAAAGCGUUAGAUAUCUGUCAGGCUGAUGUUACCGUUUCCGACAGCGUUUCAGAUGUCCCUUCAUUACAGAAGAAAAUCAUGGCUUCUCAAAGAGAGGCUGAUGUCCGUGAUUUGGUUAUAGCGGGUCUAUCCAACCUUGUAUCAGCAAAUUCGGAAAAUGGUUUCAAGCAUUGCAUCGCUCUGGCUUACGAAUCUGACAUGAGAAAAAGAACAAUGUUUGUUCACGUUUUUGCGCGAGUUUUAGGCCAAGGUGCGAAGUUCGAACCUCAGGGUAAUGCAGAGCUACAAGCUCGCAGAAACCAUCUUUGCGAGCUGGUGAAAGGUUCUGAUAUGAUUCUUGCCCUGGUGAUUUGUGAAUGUUGUCCCGCAUCUGAGGUUGAUAUUAUGAUAUCUGUUCUCAUGAAUUUGUUCGACACUCGUACAUCCUUGAUGGCCCUACUAAAGACCAUGAUAGACCGAGAGAUUGCUCAUACUGAUAAUGAAACCGCAUUAUUCCGCAGCAAUUCGACUUGCACGCGGUUCCUGUCAGCAUUUGCCAAGAUUCAUGGUUACAGCUAUCUCCGGAGUCUGAUUAUCCCCCUCAUCAAGACUAUGACAUCCAUGCCUCCAGGUCAUGGAUAUGAGCUUGACCCUGCUAAAGCUGGCGAACAAGAUGUUAAACAGAAUCAGCAUAAUGUUGAGAUAGUAGCCUCCUCUUUCUUGGAGAUUAUCACUUCCUCGGUCCCUGCUUUGCCUCCUAUGUUCCGCGAAGUUUGCGCACAUCUGGCAAAAUCUGUCAAUCAAGUAUGGCCUGACGCCAAGUUUGCGGCGCUCGGCGCUUUCAUCUUUUUACGUUUCAUUUCGCCUGCAAUCGUUGCUCCAGAGAUUGUGGAUGUAGAAGUACCCAAAGGAGACGCUGGUAUGGUCAUUCGACGUGGACUCAUGGUUAUUGCAAAAGUGAUGCAGAACCUCGCCAACAAUAUCUUCUUCGGAAAAGAAGCACAUAUGAUGGGACUCAACGAUUUCCUGAAAGCAAAUAUUGUUAACGUCACCCGAUACUUGAGCGAAGUUAAUAAAUAUUCGGCAGCCACCGCUGAUGAAGAAUCUGACGAGUGGCUUGGUACAACCACUGACGAUUCAGACACCAUCGUACUUCACCGCUUCUUAGACAAGCAUGCAGAUAAAAUAGGGAAGGAGCUCCUCAGUUGGAUUAAACCCAGCGCAGAAGACGAUACUGCCUCGAUUAGCGCUAAACGUGCGUGGGAGAACCUUUGCGCGACGCUCGUGGAACUACAGAAUGCUCCAGAGGUGCCGAAGCUUUCUCCCUAUGCAAGUUAUGAGCAUAGGGACUAUCUGGACCUGAUGAAUCGUUGUGCACAUCGCAACAUUGACGCAGUUCGUGAUAUAUUUGUGGAAGCCUUCAUGGAUCCUUCUUCUAAUGCGCCUGUCAUCUUCGUACUGCGCGUAUGCAAGAUCGACGUGGAGGCUCUGGAUAUAGAAUUGUUGAUGUAUCACGCCCUUAAAACUUUGAAUUCGCCGCAGUACGAAAAUCGCCAUUACGAGAUAAUCCUCGACUGUACAUCAUUUACGUCGACUUCGGAAAUACCUGUGCAGUGGCUCAAGAUUUGCACUGAGUUAAUUCCGUCGGACAUUCGAAAUAGGUUCACAUAUGCUUACAUUCUGAACCCAAAUCAAUUGACACAGAGAUAUCUUCGUCGCAUGUAUAACGUGUCUGCUGGCACAACACUUUCCAGUGGGAUCAAAGCGUGUUCAUCCGUCGCAGAGCUUUUGGAACAUGUACCGGAUUCCUGCAUGAGUGCACUUGAGUACCCGACGAACCUCGAAGAUGAGGUCAGGUCACCAUUUGCGGAUGUAAACUUGAGACAAACACCUCAAUUACGUAUGCCCGUUGUAAUGGAGGUUGGACUGACACAUAUUCGGAUCACCUCUGUCAGGGCCCAAGUUAUAUCUCAUUCAUUGUCAUGCCGAUCUACUGAGAUCAUUUCUCUCGCUGACGUGAGCGAUGCAUACAACGUAUCCACAGGGCGUGAUCCACACGAGUUCAUCAUCCGUAGAAGUAGGCAAGGAGUGACUUCGUAUUUCUCAUCGCCUGCUCGUGAUGUCAUUGUCAAGACGAUAAGAGCGGCAAAGAGCCAGUUGAGGGAUAUUCAGCACCCAGGGACCGAAAGGUUCCCCAUGUUCACGAAUAUUUCUGCUACACUAUUACAUGUCGGCAUGAUUAACAUUGGCUCUGAAGAAGAAGAGCUCCGUGGUGCAGCAUACAAUCUCCUCGGUGCUGUCUGCUCCUAUCUGGAUUACGAGAAAAAUCCUAUAAUUGCGUCUAAAGCUGGCAUCAUCCCAGGCGAUAUAUCGACCUUCGUGAUCAGCUUAAGCGAUCGUCUAGCCAAUUUUGCGCCCAAACUUACGUUAGACUUCAUGUCAGUCAUCUCUGCUGGUAUGGAUAAGGCGACUCCAGCACAGCGUAUAAAUUGUUUACAAUAUAUGAGUCCAUGGGUAAGGAACCUCGCUAUGUUUUGCAAUCCCUCGAAUGCUCUAUACGAGCAUUCUGGAGCGAGAUUACGCGACUGUAUCCGUUCCCUGAUUGAUCUGACUAUAUCGGACCUCGAAAUAUCGUCUAUGAUACACAAAUAUAUAUGGGUACAAAUCGGCAAUCUCGACACGACAGUGGUUAACAUAGUCCUCGACGAACUUAUCCGCGCAGCCACUGAUGGAGGAAUUGGUUCGCGACGAUGUGAGACCAUUGCACGCACAGCGGCCGCUUUGUCUUCUGUCAAUGUGAGGGGACGAAUAUUUACCAAAUUACGCAAGGUCCUUGGGAAAACUUCACUGAAGCCUUCCAGAACUUUGGCUGAGAAUCAGCAUUGGAAUGAGAUCGCAACGUUAGCUCGUUUCGCACUUGUCGCAAGCAAUCACUCCAAGCAGGCGCAGUACGAUCAGCUCUACCUUCCCGAUAUCUGUCAUGUCGUCACAUUGGUCGCAGGCACGGGGCAAACACUUAUCAGGAAAUCUGUCUAUGGCAUUAUCAUGAAUUUCCUCCAAUCUCUAUUUCUUGCUCGAGCUGACGAUGCGACUGGCCCUGAUCUCCGAGUCUUGAUUGAUGAAUUAACGAGGCUCGAAAAUCUCCAAUUGUUUGGCCUUGGUCGCCAAUCCACCACAAGCGAGUAUACGAACUACGACCCACAAAAUGAUAAGGUUUGUAUCGACAAUCAAGAAGGCCUUACUCAUCUUCUUCUACGUAUAAUGGAGGUCACGGCAGGUUCUAAAGAAUUACUCAACGUUUGGCGCGCUAGGUGGAUGAGUUUGGCGACUUCUACAGCUUUCCAGUUACCCGCUGCUAUUCAGUCCCGUGCCUACAUUGUCCUCGGAACUCUUGCCACUUCCGAUGUCGAUGAUGACCUCGUCUACCAGAUGCUUGUCGCCUUCAAAUCUGCUUUGCUUCAACCCUCCGAGAUGGACACAAUGACGGUAGUCAGCAUGCUCCGAUGCAUCUGCAAGGUUGUACCAUCGUUAGCCGAAGGAUCUAGGUACCUCCCUCAGCUUUUCUGGCUCGCUGUCGCCCUCCUGCAGUCUAGCUAUACUGCGUUCUAUGCAGAGGCAGCUGAACUAUUGCGCGCCACUUUAGAAACUUUGGAGUCGCAUGACGCAUUCGAAGGAGGUUCGAUAUCAAGCGUACUUCUAGAAAGUCGUUCCCCGUUGGAGGAGACCAUCAGCCAAUUAGACCGAAUUUUUUUCUUGUCAUUCGACGUGAACUUUUCAUUCUCGCUUUCCGCCACCAUUUUCAAAGGUAUCCGCCAUUCUCACCUCAGAUCGUCUGCGGAAACUGUUCUCAGAAGUUUGUUAUCGGUUACCGUGCGGUCCUACGAGAACGCAGUCGACGGGCCUAUAACGUCGCUUUGUCCUGAUGCUUUGGGCUAUUUCAUUGCCUUGAUUCCGUUUUCCACCACGCGAGCGUCGUACGUCCGCCUUCUGAAAGAGUCUCGCUUGGACGAAUUCUUACCAACGUCGGGACCCAUGGAGGACGACUUUGUCCCUCGUAUUUCCAUUGACCUUCUUCCAGUAAAUGACGGCACUUUGGCGCUCUUCUUAGUUUCCUUUAUUGGGGCCAUGUUAACCACCGCUCAAGGAGAUGACGCAGAGACGGAGAUACUGUAUCAUCUUCUGUCAGACGUAGGAUGUCUGUAUCCUGACUUGCUUUCGAUGUCGUACGAGAAUCUACAAGAUAGGAUCAAAGAUACAUUUGCACUAUCGUCGAAUCCAGCCAUUAUCCGGGCUGUUUCAAGCAUAUUCCGAGUAGCGCAGUCGGAUCCUCUUCGCCUGGGUCCAUUACGUUCCGGCUCCAUGUCCACGCUUACCGCUGUUGAUGAGAACAAUCUGUCUCAAAGGUUAACCAAGCGUUUGGAUGAGCUGGGCAUGCAAGGAUUGGCGACGAGUUUCCAGUUCUUGUCUCCUAAUCAUGGACAAUGGCCUAACAUUUCGGGAUGGAUAUCAGAGCUUGUGAUGAAAAUUGUGGGCCUGGAAGUGACUUGAAUAUUUGGUCUUUUGCACGGGGGAUAAUCAACAUCAAUGUAAAUUAUCUAGCCAUUUCUACACUGUAUAAUUUGCUCGCAUACUAUAUUGUUUUUUGGCCAUACCUAAUUUUGCUAAAAUAAUAACUAUCUUGUUUUUCCCUGGUGGAUGAUA
Molecule: messenger RNA, 8280 nt
Organism: Serpula lacrymans var. lacrymans S7.9
Lineage: Eukaryota; Fungi; Basidiomycota; Agaricomycetes; Boletales; Serpulaceae
Exons: 34
Coding region: 1-8127 (2708 amino acids)
Biological process (GO): regulation of GTPase activity
Source: RefSeq, a predicted model, not a curated record